AAAACACUUGAAAUUUAAUGUGUAGGUAUACUAUAAAAGGAUCCUUGCAUCGGUUCUAUAAACAGAGUGAAGUUUUGAAAGAUGAAGUACAUAUUAGCAGUUUUGUCCGUUGCGAUUGGCCUUUGUGCUGCCGCUAUCAUUGAACACCAACCUGAAAUCGAAUUCGUUGAGGGUGGUUUCAGGGGUUCAUGUACCACUUCAAGGUACUGGGAUUGUUGUAAACCUACUUGUUCCUGGAAAGGAAACACUCACACCAAUUUUGGACCAGUGAGAUCUUGUUCUGCUGACGGAUACCACGCCAUCGAUGGAAAUACUCAAUCAGGAUGUGAAGACGGAAGCGCCUACAUGUGCAAUAACCAACAAAGUAUCAUCAUCAACUCUACUUUGGCUUAUGGAUUCGCAGCAGCUGCCUUCAUCAAUCCACCAGAAAACAUGUGCUGUACCUGUUUCUUGGUAACCUUCGGAAAGGGUCCAUGGGGUAACUGUUCUGGGAAACAAAUGGUACUCCAAAUCACCAACACCGGUGGCGGUAGCAGCAGCACGAACAGUACUGAAAACAACAUUGAAUACGCCAUGCCAGGAGGUGGUGUCGGUUACUAUACCCAAGGAUGCAAGAAACAAUGGAACGCUCCAGAUAAAGGUUGGGGUGACCAAUACGGAGGUGUAUACACCGAACAAGACUGCAACCAAUUACCUCAAGUUUUGCAACCUGGAUGCAAAUUCAGGUGGGAAUUCUUGAAUGGAUGCUCGAACCCUCCAGCCACUUUCAAACAAGUUGUAUGCCCGAGAGAAAUUGUUGCCAUUUCUGGAUGCGAUAUGGGAUAAAUAAGGACACAAAUGUGAUUUUUCAAUAAAGAUUUUUCUUAAAAUUAGGAGGAUUGAUUUUUCUGCUUGUUUUCCUUCUAUUGCAAGUUGGCAAUAGUCACUAAAACCUUUACUUUUAAAAGUAUGUAAUGUUUAUUCAAUGGUAA
Messenger RNA from Ceutorhynchus assimilis (cabbage seed weevil), 971 nucleotides. The record is from the annotation of a GenBank genome assembly. Lineage: Eukaryota; Metazoa; Arthropoda; Insecta; Coleoptera; Curculionidae.